Messenger RNA from Aureococcus anophagefferens, 894 nucleotides. RefSeq lists its product as hypothetical. The transcript is spliced from 2 exons. The coding region runs from base 1 to 894 and encodes 297 amino acids. The record is from RefSeq and is a predicted model, not a curated record. NCBI's taxonomy places the organism in Eukaryota, Pelagophyceae, Pelagomonadales, Pelagomonadaceae.
AUGCGCCUCGAGGAGCUCUCCCUCUUCAAGGCCAUGAUCGAGGACGGCGAGGCCGGCCGCUUCGACAACGUGCGCGCCGCCGUCGAGGACACGCUCGGCGGCUACUACCGGGGCGUGCUCCCCAUGGUCGGCACGUUCACGGAGGGCCGCGCGCUGCCCGUCAAGUCCGCGCGGACGCCGAUCAAGACGCUGCGCAUGGCGCUGCUCCCCGGCUGGUACGUGCUCUACGGCAAGCACCCGGCGGCGCUCCGCGACGUCGACCCCGAGGACGAGGCCGACGUCGACGGCCUCGAGUCGUGCCGCUGGAAGACGGCGAGCGGGAACCAGAGCCGCGACGUCUGGAACGUCGGCGUCGAGAAGAAGUACUACGACGCCGCGGAGUCGCACCUCCUCCAGAACAAGUUCCGCGCGCGCGGGACCGUCUUCAGCCGCAUCGAGGACGAGGCGAGCCGCCUCUGGCGCGCCGGCGGCGCCAUCAUCAUGAUCCUCGUCGUCUCGCGCCGCGAGGCGCGGCUCAAGGUCGACGCGAAGGACGCGCCGGCCGCCGGCGCGCCCGCGCCCUGGGCGCCGCCGGCCUUCGGCGGACCCGCCUACGCGCCCGGCGCCGCCGCCUACGCGCCGCCCGGCGCCGCCGCCGCCUACGCGCCGCCCGGCGCCGCCGCCCGCGCGCCGCCGCCGCCGGCCGCCGCCGCCUACGCGCCCGAGGCCUACGCGCCGCCGCCGCCGGCCGACGACGGCGGCCCGGCCGCGAAGCGCGCGCGCGCCGCGGGCGGCGGCGGCGACGACAGCGACGAGGACCCGAGCGCCCGGGCCCUCGACGCGCCGCCGCCGCAGAUGCCGCCGGCGCUCACCCGCAACCUCGAGGGCGGCGAUCGCGGCGCGACCGCGGCCUGA